Porites lobata is the source of this 13004-nucleotide messenger RNA. The record is from the annotation of a GenBank genome assembly. NCBI's taxonomy places the organism in Eukaryota, Metazoa, Cnidaria, Anthozoa, Scleractinia, Poritidae.
UUAUUUUUUUACCUUUCUCUAGAAUGUCAAGAUGCUUUGGGUAUGGAGAACGGAAAAAUCUCUAAUGGUGAUAUCACUGCCUCCUCAGAGGUGAUUAUCGAGCACCACGCUUACCAGGGUAGACUGAACUUCAAAAAAGAUAAAGGCAAAAUAGGAGCAUGGACAGCAAGGGAAAGAAGUGACACACAGUGGCUCCAGGUUGAUCUGGGCAGUCAGUUCACAAGAGUAACUGGUGUAGCGACACAAGGAAGAGGAGAUAGAGACACAUGGGUUACGAAAUAUAAGUUGCAGUACAGUAACGAAACAACGCAAUUCCAAUGCUACAAUGAAACAGGGCAAAACAGGGUAAGGCAAUAUUAUAUUCCUUGAGUGCUCGUGCGUUUAACCGAGCUAUCAAUAUCUCAUUCUGGAAAUAUUAGCUAAAACAGGUGAAUGGUUUGAACCAAAGAGUCAUUUCAUACUAGGUUGACUGACAUGAUUUUCCGGAGUAGCCAUUUUUAGACACUCAGAGAACGUUGAUAUAAUUUAGACGUCAGUUUGGUCAAUUAAAUCGCGAUGGUGUUGGUCGUCUGCCAGUUAAGCUGUGAUGUUCACUUGUUGGCUAUGAACACUCUAAAUGUGUUAAGUCCGUUUCGAACCGUAACGACUUUUCUACGCAAAUCACUGAACACCAAAACGAACGACAAUAAAUGGUGACUUCGACAUUCACAAAACUAAUGCACAUUGCCGAAAAAUACAUCAAUUGUCACCCUGCGAUAGUGUUCUACUACCCUGCGAACAGAGUCUCCUUCGAUCUUCCCAGAUAAGUCGGAAAGAUGAAGGAACCUCUGCCGACAUCCUCGAUUAUUCAUAUUGAGCAUGUUCCAAAUUCAAAUUUUUCUGCGACGUCAAUCAAACCGUUACCGUAGCGUCCACUGUGUUUGUCAGCAAAUGUAAAUGUUAGCAGGAACGUACCAGUUCAUUUUCGCCCUUCCGUAUCUGUGUUUCCUCUGGAUUUGGAAACUCUAUAGGAACCAUUUCACCUUUGGAAUCUAAACUUGCCACGUUUCAGUAUAAGAAUUAAAAAAAACUUGGAACUAAGGUAAAACUUACGGUGCUUUUAAAAAACAAAGCAACGAACCUUGAAACACAGAAACACACAAAACGGAACGAAAUCCAACAACCACAAAUCACAAACCACGGCCUUUCGUUUCCUAAGAGGUUCGCUAAAAUGUAAAGGCGAGAAAGCGAAGAAAGCGCCGCUUCUUCAGAUUUUGAUCGACAUCGCAGAAAAACAGAAAAUCCAAAGACGCUUAGAUAGAUAGAUAGAUAGAUAGAUAGAGAGAUAGAUAGAUAGAUAGAUAGAUAGAUAGAUAGAUAGAUAGAUAGAUAGAUAGAUAGAUAGAUAAUCUUGAUUUAUCCACGGUACAAAAUUCGUCAGCUUUAAAAAUGCCUAAUACUAAUAUAAUAAAAAUAUUUAAAUAAAAAAGCUGCUUUCCACGAAUGCCGUGCCUUACAGUUCUUUGAGUAAUCGUUUAAAUUGCCCAAGGGACUCUGCUUCCCUUAAGUUACAAGGAGGACUGUUCCAGAGAAUGGCACCAUUAUAGCUGAAGCUGUUUUUGUAAUAGUUUGUGCGCGGUAAUGGAACAUUGAGUUUAUUUUCAGAGUCCCUUAGGUUAUAUGCGACUUCUCGCCUUUCAAAUUUAGAUCUAAGAUAGUUUGGAGCCAACCCGUGCAGAGACCUGUAAACCGUCGUAGCUCUUUGAAAUUGUUGCUGGCAAGCUAGGUUUUUCCGCCCUAGAAGUUUGAAAAGGUGACCAGCAUCUACGUCAUAGCUUGAGUAGGUCAAAACACGGGCUGCUCUGUUUUGUAGCUUUUGAACCUUAUUCCGUAAGGUUAUCCCACAGUUUCCCCAAACAAUGUUGCAAUAAUCAAAGUGUGGCUGUAUUAAAGCUUGAUAUAUUAGUUGUAAGGUCGCCUGAGGGACAAGGUGCCUUAUUCGUUUUAUGGCCCCAAUACCAGAAGCGACUUUCUUUGUUACUUUCUCGAUAUGGCCACUCCAAUCAAGUCUGUCAUCGAUGGUCACUCCUAGUGAUUUUGCAGUAGUGACCUGGCUAACUUCAAAAUUAUUAAUUGCAAAUGUCGGGGACUCUGUGAGAGUACUUAGCCUCUGCCUAGAUCCGAUAAGCAUAAAUUCGGUUUUAGUCAUAUUUAGAGUAAGUUUGUUUGCUCUCAGCCAAUUAUGAAUAUUUUCUAAAUCUUGAUUUAGAUGCAACUGAAUAUUGUCUGCAUUAUCACCUGCGUACGUAAGGUGGGUGUCAUCAGCGUACAUCCUCGGCUCACAAUUUGAAAGACAGUUUGGAAGGUCGUUGAUGUAUAACAAAAAUAAUAAUGGACCUAAAAUCGUCCCCUGGGGAACACCACAACUUAAUAAACAGCUUUGAGAGAGCGAUCCGUUGAUGGAGCACAUUUGAGUACGAUUCUCUAUUCUCUUGCGCAUUUCCAGUCAUCCGGAAAUAUGCCUUGACUUAUUGACUGGUUAAAAAUAUCACGGAUAGGAAUGCAAAUGAGAUCUGCACAUUCCCGAAUGAGCCUAGCAGAUAUCUUGUCAAGGCCAGCUGCCUUUGACCUAUUUAGACGAUUCAAAAGUGAGAGAACUUUAUUUGUACUGGUUGGAUGGAGCUGAAACCGUUUAUCUGUGCCAUUGAGGUACUUUUGAUAACCAUCACUAUUUGAGGAAUCAAUAUUGCUAGCAAGUUCUGGACCAAUAGUAGCAAAGUGAUUAUUAAAUUGGUUCGACAGCACAGUUGGAUUUGUUAUUGAUACUCCAUUUACUUUCAGAGAUGUCACCGAUUUUUUCCCAGAUUUUCGCGAAGUAAGUUCAUUCAUAGUCUGCCAGGUCUUUUUAGAAUCGCCCGUAUGCUUGUUAAAACUAUUUUGAUAAUAGGCUUGCUUGGCUAAUCUGAUUUCGCUAUUUACUAUAUUGCGUUGUUUCUUAAAAAGUGACCAGUCAUUUGAAUCAUUCGAUUUACUUGCUUUAAUCUUUAGAAUAUCACGAUCAUGCAUUCGUUUCUUAAGCUCAGAUGUAAUCCAUGGGGAACUACGCGUGCGAACACGCAUUGUCCUCAAGGGAGCAUGCUUGUUAACAAUAGAUAGAAACGAGCAUUUCCAUUGUAGCCACAUUUGAUUGGGAUCAGUUGAAUUGUAUAUGUGAUCCCAACAAUGAGAUGCAAUAUCAUUCCGAAAAUUUAUUCGAUUAAAUUUUCGAAAGUUUCUGUAGGUUAUAGCAUUGUGCCCACCAGACAUUCCAUUCACGGAUAAUUUUCGAUAGGCAAAAACUAUGCUAUGAUCGCUAAUACUGAUAUGACGAACCCCCGAACACACAACUUUAUCUGGACAAUUAGUAUAGAUUACAUCAUCAAAGUUGCAGAAGUCGGAGUUAUUCUGGUUGGUUCAGUGAUAAGUUGCUGUAGACCAUAAAUAUCAGUGAUACUCAUUAAUUUGCAUGUAUUAUUGUCAUAUCGAGUAGCAAUCAUGUCGCAUUUAAGGUCUCCCAUUAGAAAAUAUUCAAUAUUUUCGGAAUCGAGUUUCCCAAUUAAAGUUUCGAAAGGUGAAAAAAUACCAAUAGGAGAAUCAGGUGGUCUAUACCACGUGGCAACAACAAACGGUUUAGAUCUAGGUUUUUGAAUUUCCAGACAUAGAUUUUCAAGAGUGUCCAUGUUUAAAUCAUUUCGUAUGGUAAAAUUUAUUGAACUUUUCACAUAGAAACACACUCCUCCUCCACCGUUUGUAAUUCUAUCACGUCGAAUUAUAUCAUAGCCAGAGAUGUUGACCUCAUUGUCGCUAAUAGUUUCAUUGAGCUUAGUUUCGUUAAUCGAUAAAAUAUCUAUUUCGUUAUGCGCUAGAAGAAUUCUAAGUUGAUCUAUGUGUGUGAUUAAUUUAUUGAUAUUUAAAGAGGCUAAUUUAAAACCUCGUUGAGAUGGCAACACUGAGGUAGGCUCAUGAGAUUCCUCAGUAUUGCGUUUUGUACAUUGAAUAGGCACGGCAUCGGUGGAUAGCGCAUCAUUUCAACCUAAACUCAUCUGAAAGUUCUUAAAAAACUGUUGAUUACCUUUAAAAUUAAGAUGUAGUCCGCCCUUGUUAAGUUACUUUUCGGAGAUGUUUUGAUGCUGGAUAAAUUUCCAUCCAUUCUGCCGGCAGUAGAACUUCAGUUGUUUAUUAACUGUUUUCACGGCUUCAUUGAAUCCGUCUCUUCUUUGCACGAGCUCAGAUAUAAUUACUGUGGCAUCGGAUGGGUUUUCAAUUUGUCUGGCGAGAUCUACCACUGAGCCGGCAACUUGUUGUGGUUCUUUACUUUUGAGAUCAUUAGUGCCCACGUGCAGAAUCACUUGGUCCGGUGAAAGCUCCAAAUUAGGUUUAAAGUAAUCCUUCAUAGCUUUGGUGGUGGCACCGGAGACCACCGUUUUUGGCAUCGCAGAUCAGGUAUUAUCCAAAAACAGCUGUAAAAACACCGACCAUUUAAACUCAACAUGGGUUCUAUAGCCUCAUGAUCUUAUUUUGAAUAGACGUUAUUCGUAUUCCCCGACGGCCCUGGCACGAGAGACUUCACAGCAUGAUUGCGAGGCUAAAGCGGGGAACUUUUUGGCAAAAACACAAACAAACAUGGGUUAGUCGCGGCUGAACCGCUGCAAAACGAUAGAAAUCAGCAAAAAACUGCAAGAUUUCAAAGCUUAAACCUUACGGGUAAGCUAAAGGGAUAUCUGUUUCAAAAAACAAAACUGUGGGAAGAGCUGGUCGUACUAACAGCAAAAGUUAAAUGCCACGAAGCCAAACGAAGAAACAAGAAGUAAUCAAGAAAAUGGUAUAUUGUGUCAAAAUGUCAAUACUCGAAUCCUUUUUAUAAAAUUUUAUUCUUCUUAUUAUUCUUUUUCUCUUGUGUGUAUCUGUAGUGUGGAGUUUAAACUGCUCAGUAUUAUCGUCUGUACCAAACUCUGUGUUCAACUGCGUGCACGUUUUUGUACUCUCGCACAGUUGUUAUUGAAGAUAAUGUAACUUAAAUUUAAAAAUAAACUUUACCUAGUCAUCUUUGUUCAAACCGGUUUAACUUCCUUAAAAUGCACAUGGACCGGGUGUAGAACGCUAAGCCCCGUCCUGAUAAGUAAUUAUCCACUGAAUGAGUCGUUUGGUUUACUUCAAAUACACAUUCAAGAUUUUGCAUCCGCUCUGUUAGAAAAUUUCAACUGCAAGGUAGGUUUGAUAACAUCACUGUUAACUUUAUCGCAGGCUUUCGAUAAUUACGUCCAUUUCAAUAAGAGAUAUUCUUCGAAAAGUUUAAAGGACUCUGAAAAUUACAAUUAAAAUGGCUUCGGGGAUUUUGAGAACAACUCUGUUUAUAAUAUUAAAUUAUAAACUCGCUCAACAAGCACUCUUCUUAUCAAUAUAAUAAUGGUUAGGAUCGCUGUUUUUCUUAAUAAUGACGAGCAGAUCUUCCUUUUGUUGUUUGAAAUAAUGAUCUCUCAAGUACGUAAGCCCUUUGGAACUUUACAAUGUUGAAAGUUUUCCUUAAAUUCUGCAAACUCAGCCGCAGUUUUCUCAUAUUUAUUUGUCCUCUUCGCGAGAAGUUCCCCGCAUGAGCCUCGCAUUCAUGAUCAAAGCCUAAUUGUCCCAGGACUGUCGGAGAAUACGAAUACUGUCUAUUAAUGUUAUGAAUGAGAAAACACCAAAGAAUAGGCAUAGAUAUUGUUUCGUAGAAAUAUUUUUAUUCAAAACUCAUUUGUUUAUCCUUCCAAGAACUUCGCGUAAAACUUACUGGAUUGGAGAUCCGUUCACGCAAGUAAAAUCGGCUAAGCACAUGGUUAAAUCCAAAACAAAAUCCAUCUCAAGUCUGGGUGCAUUUUCCAAUUUUUCUAAAACUGAACGUUCAAUCUAUAAUUUUCUCAAAAUUCCUGCAUGAAAUUGAAGGGGCAGCUAUUUGUUUUGUUAUGGAGCGUGGGCGCAGAAAGAGUCCGCAAAACUCCAGAAUAUGCGUGCGUGCACAGGUAUAACUGGUUUAUCAGUAUGAAACUUGUCUGACUCAUCCAAAUCGCUGGAUGGUCGGCAGAUCAAAGGAACUUGAAGAUGUCGGCAGAGUCGCUUCCUCUUUCCGACUCAUCUAGGAAAGAUCGAAGCGACUCUGCUAGCAGGGUAGUGUUCUACAGACUGGUUUACUAAAUUAUAAAAAAAGGCUGCUGAAUACAAAUUGCGGUACAGUAACAAAACACAGCAAUUCCAAUACUACAAGGAAGAACCUCACUUCACAGAAAAGGUAAUAGAUUUUAAGACUGGAAGCGUGAAAAAAAUUUCAAAAGAAAGAAGUAUUAAAGACUGACUAAUCCUGCCUAUCAAGGUGAACAGUCUAGUGUUGAUACAAUAAUCCAAAGAUAAAAAACAAACAGAAAUGAUAAAACGAAUAAGGAUGUAAAGAAGGAGGUAAUUGUUAAGAAACUCAGAUUCUAAUGAAAUGUCAUCAAUUUGCAGGAAUUUGUUGGAAAUAACGACAGUAACACGGUUGUCCGCCAUAACCUGACAAAAGUUAUUACGGCUCGUUUCAUUCGCUUUCAACCGACAGAAUGGCAGGAUGACAUAUCAAUGAGAGUUGAGCUCUAUGGCUGUUAUGCCGGUAAUGUAUGGUGUCUUCAGUUGCUGCAAUACUAAACCGCGAGUGUAGAUACUAGAAUAGACGAUGAGCAAAGUUCAUAAGUUCAACCAACAUCCCACAGAAUGGUACACAAAAAUAUCAAUAAGAGUCUAAAUAUAUAUGAUCGUAAUGGUAAAUAAUGGCAUCUCUUGAAGUGGCUUAGUUACUAAAAAGAGAAAAAUGGAAAGAAAUGUGGCUAUAAAUCGUUGGAGUUACAAUGAAAAUAGAAGUAUCGUUAUAUGUCUUACAUUUACAGUCACUUGUUUUGAUUAUGUGUCAUGAUCUUUCCGCUUCAUUGACCGUUAGUCUUCUUAAGGUGAUGGAGCCAUUACACAGUCUGAAGGCAGGUUGGUUCGUGAAGCGACCUUUAGGUGUGUUGUCAUGGUUCGAUCCAUGACAUCCCCCGAAUACGAUAUAGGUGCAUGCUCUUAUUACUCUAAAUCUUUGUUAAAAACUCUCUAUAAAAAAUAAAUGCGAAGUAUUAAAAUGCGAAAAUAUACUUUCCCCUUUUUUCACAUAACAGAUAAUAAUAGAUGCCAAGAUGCCAGCACUAACUGUGACGUGAAUGUUAUUUGUCCUUUCAGCUUUUUAUCCGUUUGAAAAUAAGAAUAAAAUGAUUUCAAUUUUUGUUUACGGAGGUAACCAACUGAUCGGAAAAUAUAAAGGAAACCUAUCUUGAAUUUACAACUACAGCGAGCCUUGCAUUGCCACUGAGAGUACUAAAUGAACAAUGUGCAUAAUUUCUCUAAUUGAAAGCUUCAUGCUUUUGAAACAAAUGGCAAAACGUUGAGCUUGGGCAAAAAAGGCGAUGGUGUCUUUUAUCAGCCCAAAGCCAGAUGAUGAAAAGCGUAUUUUAAGAACAAAUUUCCAGUCAGCAACAAAGUUUAUGUGGACAUACAGUCGUCGACUCCCGAUAACUCGAACCUUCGCUAACGCGAACCUCGCGCUAACUCGAACCAAAACCGAAUUUCCCUGGAUUUCCUUCAUACAUUUAUUGUAAUUUUACGUUCGAUAACUCGAACCCUGGAUAAUUCGAACCCCCCGCUAACUCGAAGUACUUUUUGUUUCCCUUUAGGUUAUUUCUAUACAAUUUUACCCUCGAUAACUUGAACCAUGUUUUAAGCGCCUGCCAAGUCGAAAAAAGACAUUAAGCUGCAGUUCAAGAAACAAGCGCGUACUCUUUGUCUUUACUUUUUUGUCAGUCCAAUUAAAUACAAUGCUUAGCCAUGUACUGAUUAAUCAAGCUUUCGUGAUUUUUUUUUCCCAUUUUCAAAAUGGCAAUAUGUAUCUUGCUGCCCUUGAAGUGAAGUGUGCAUGAUACUUGGAUUUCCUUAUCUCUAGUCAUCUGCUUCGAUCUCCCAAUAAAUCGAACUUUUUUCGAUUUCCCUUGGAAGGUUAGAUAUCGGGAGUCGACUGUACAGUUUUCUUCCUCGAAGCGUACCUCCCUCAUUCAAUAAUUGGAUAGCUUUGGAUAUUCUUAGCGUCAGAAAAGCACAAAAACUAGAAUACCAUGCAGAGAGUACGACGGUUUCCUCCUAAAUAUAUUGAAACACCUUUUAGGCAGUCCAGAGCACUUUUAGAUUUCUAGAAAUGCAUUCUCAGUGGCGCUAUAAAAUUUGUAUCUGUUCGGUCAUCCUGGGGGAACUUGAGUCGUUUCGAAAUUACAGGGGCUUGAGUUUUAUUAUUCCGAACAUUUUAGACGCAUUAUUUGACGUAUUAUGAAAGUGAAAAUUUUUCUGCUUCCUCUCUCCAUCACAUUUUUUAAUCCGAAAAUUUUAGGUCUCCUUUUUUCUACGAAAAAUAGCCUAACCUGGGGAGUGAAAUAUGAAAAAAAUAAACUUAAGAAUGAAAAGGUCAUUUAGAAAUUUUUAGCCGUCCUCAAGUAACAGAAAAUUCUAGGCAAUGCAUGUCUGCUUCUCGUAACAGAUAUUUUACAGAAAGUAGUCCUUGGGAGCCCCUAAGUAAACGAGGAUUGAUACAGUUUAAUAUUGUCGGUUUCCGUUGGUUAAGUUCAAAUCUUUAGUUAACAGUCAAUGACGCUAGGAUAAUUUUAUAUAAACAUUUGAAUUAUUAAGUGAUUAACAAUUUUUGUUGGAACAACUAGAGUGCCACGAUAUAUAUCCUCUGGGAAUGGAAAAAGGUCAGAUCCCUGAUGGAAAUAUCACCGCUUCUUCAGAGAGGUUUUUCACUCACCAUGCCUUCCAGGGUAGACUGAACUUCAAAGUAGAUGGAGACGGGGUCAAAAGAGGAGCGUGGACAGCGUGGAAAACAGAUGUCAAUAAGUGGCUUCAGGUUGAUCUGGGCAGUCAGUUCACAAGAGUAACUGGUAUAGCGACACAAGGAAGAGAAGAUAGAGACAGAUGGGUUACGAAAUAUAAGUUGCAGUACGGUAACGAAACAACGCAAUUCCAAUACUACAAGGAAACAGGGCAAGACAUGGUAAGGCAAUAUUAUAUUCCUCGAGUGCUCGUGCGUUUAACCGAGCUAUCAAUAUCUCAUUCUGGAAAUAUUAGCUAAAACGGGUGAAUGGUUUGAACCAAGGAGUCAUUUCAUACUAGGUUGACUGACAUGAUUUUCCGGAGUAGCCAUUUUCAGACACUCAGAGAACGUUGAUAUAAUUUAGGCGUCAGUUUGGUCAAUUAAAUCGCGAUGGUGUUGGUCGUCUGUCAGUUAAGCUGUGAUGUUCACUUGCUGGCUAUAAACACUCUAAAUGUGAUAGGUCCGUUUCGAAGCGUAACGACUUUUCUACGCGAAUCACUGAACAGAAAAACGAACGACAAUAAAUGGUGAAAAGGUUGAGUUUGAUUGUCUGGGUGAACGUAGUCCUGAAUAGGACUGUUGUUGUUGACAGUGACUGACUUUUCGACAACCUGUGCGGUAGUCAUCUUCAGAGUCAAAGUGAGUUGUAUCACGUCAGUUGAUGGUAUUAUACUCUGGUUAUUGAUCUGAUUGGUCAAUUAUGUCGCGAUGUUAUUGGUCGUCUGUCAGUUAAGCCGUGAUGUUAUUGGCAAUGAAGACUCGUAAUCAGUGAUUGGUGCGUUUCGAUCCGUCUAUUGUCACAGUUAAACAGUCGUCUAUUGUUAGUCAAAUUGUCAGUUCUUCAGUUGUUCUCUCGUAGUUAGUUUUGCUUGAUCUCUUCAAUAAGUCGUUUGUACGGCGCUGGUAACUGUUGGCUUCGAUUCAGUGGCGUUUGUUCUAAGUUAGUAAACCAGCCUUCUAAAGUAAGACGUUGAUAGUAGUCUGUAGAAUACGUUAUACAUGUUUGAUGUUUCGUCUUUAAAUGGUGCUCAGCAAUGUGAUUGUUGACGUCACCAUUCCUCGUCGCGCGUUUGUGUUCGGUCAGUGGCGUGCUUAGGUUUCUGCCGGUUUCACCAAUGCAAGAAGCCUGGCAGUCGCAGCAUUUGAUCUUGUAUACUGCUCCCUGUCUGUCCUCCGGUUUGUCUUUGUCCUUGACAUUAGUAAGCAGUCGCCGUAAAAUGGUGACUUCGACAUUUACAAAUGCACAUUGCCGAACCAAAAAAUAAAUCAAUUGUCACCCUACGAUAGUGUUCUAUAGACUGGUUUAAUAACUUAUAAAAAAGGCUGCUGAAUCAAAAUCAGCAGUUAUGGGCACCUUAAUUACAAAUGACUUGUUCACGGACUCAAGCAAAAUUGCCAACAAUAAAAUGAGUACACGACGGACAAUUGGACUCACACUAAAAUGACCGUUAUAACUGUGACAAAAGACGGAUCAUUCGGACGGUGUAAACUUUUUACCUGCUUUUUACCCACGAAUUCAUCGGUCACUGAAUUUAGAGCAAUCUGUGAUUAGAUUUUUUAGUUUUAGGUUGCUUUUAGUGUAAUUUUAUUUCUUAAAGUGUGGAUAGCUGUGCGGUUCCCCGCCAAAACGUGAGGGUGCCUGAAUGUGACAUUUCACAUCGACAAACAUGCCUUCUUCCGUCCACGCUUCUGCCACCACAAUACCGACCGAGGAUAUUCUUAGGAUAGCAGAAAAGUCAAAUCUUCUUCGAUAAAGUUUCGAUUAUUAAAAAAAGGACACCGAAACUGGAUCUGAACGCACGCAACAGUGUAGAGCAUAUUCCAAAUAGUCAUUACUAGCGCUACCAGUGUUCUCAUUACCUCAAAGUAAAUAUGUAUUUAUAAAACUACAAGCGGCAUUUGUAAAAGCUGUUACACAGCAGAAGCAAUGCUACACUUUUGGCGUUACAAUGCUUCAUUAAAUGUAAACGAAAUAACAAUAACGCGAAUAGCAUAGCAGUUAUUGUUCGUUAGCAGAAAAUAGGUGGUUGGCUCCUCUACUCCCUCUGUGACAUCUUUGCGUACUCUUGUUUGAAAUUGAAGCCAAUAUACAUAACUUAUUUGAACACAACGCCUUGUUUGAAACCAGAUGAAAUUGGUUUUAUGUUCGAUUGUUUAAGUGUUCGAUUUACGAACGUUCGAAUGUGUUCGAUUGGUAAAAUUUUUAGGCGAGUUCGGUUAAGUUCGAUUCCCGAACCCAAUCAAAGUCAAUCGAACGAUUGGAGUUCGAUUGGAUUCGAUUACCGAACGUUUGAUCAGCUAGGCCGGCAUGGAACAUGUACGUCAAUGAAAAUUAAGUUAACAUGUCUUUUCUAGUUUCUUGUUAGUCUGGCCUGGUUGCUGUGGUUGUUGCUCUCGGUCUGCCUGAAUAGGUAUAACCGUACCAGUAUAUAAGAGUUGAUGACCUCUUAUCCAAUGCACUUCAAUUUUGCUGUUUUAUUAUUACCUGCACUGUCCAUAUCAUACUUCUUACUAAUCUUCGGACGCAGCAGAUAUAAGUGCGGCAACUUACGGUAGCUACUUUGGAUCUAAUUUACCCAUCUUAAUUACGCAAGGCCACUAUAACGUCUUGAUAUAGGGUUGAUAUAAACCUAAAUGGUAACCGAUCGAGUGCGCUUAAGAGAUAUUUUUGUGAUAAAACGGAGAGAUUAUAAGAAAUUAAUCAGAAUUAUAAACAAUUAAUCAGAAAUAAGCAAACACUUGUAAUCUUCUGACAAAUCCUUAAAUUUGUAGGUAUUCAAUGGAAACAAUGACAGUAAUACUGUCGUGCGUCAUAACCUGAGCAAAGUAAUUACGGCCCGUUAUAUUCGCUUUCAACCGACUGAUUGGCACGAACAGAUAUCAAUGAGAGUUGAGCUAUAUGGCUGUUAUGGUAAAGUAUCUCCACAGCUGCUACAUAAUUUUAAGUUAAUUGUAAGUAAGUAUAUUAUAAGUACUAGCUCCAGUGGGGGUCGGGGAAGGGACUGGGGGUGGUGUCAAAAAAUCUUUUUCGGCCCUUCUUCGGGCCUCCGUUUGGUCUAAAAAUAAUUUAAGGAGGGUGGGGCUCCCGGGAUCCGCCACUGAGCUCAGACCCCAAUUUCCACUGACCAAUUUAUUGACACUGGUCAAUCACAUCGUUGAGUGAAGCGAAUCGGAAAGGAGCAGAUGGACGUUUUGCCUUUCAUUUGCACAUGCAUGCUAACGAGGUUUGGACAGCUGAACAGGAUAGUAUAAAAGAAUAGGAAAUGGAUAAAGAUCUACUAAAAUCGAAGGAAGUCCAGGGCAGGCUCUGGUUUUAAGUAUAAGUGGUUAAAAAUGGGGCGAUAUAUUUUAUUUAACGAUCAAAAGGGAUAAGCUCACAAAGCUAGAAAAACAUGUGUAUACAUAAUGAGUAAUCUCCUCCGCAGAACGUACAAAAAGCAAUGAAGACUACUAAUUUUCACUGUUUUCAGUGCUACGCUCCAAACAACCCCGUAAAGCGGGCCUCAGGAAAAAAAACAAACAAACAAACAAAAACAAAACAAAGCAAAUUUGUCUGACGAAGUAAGCAGUAAUAGAUACAGACAAAUUUAACACAUCUUUCGGAGAAACCAAACUUAUGAAGAAAAUAAUAAUUUUGCUGAUCUCAGAGAUGACAACUGUGACAAAAGAAUUAAAAAAUGGUUCAGGUUAAUAGUCAACUGGUUCGAUUAUUAUUGUUUGAAGCUCUGCAGUAAUUGAGACCAUUUUUUUCAUCAAUGUUUUGCUCCGCUGUAGCAGGUUUAAAUUUGCCUUUACUGUACCUCUUUUUCUGCUUUUCUCUUCCGUCAUUGUUCAAUUCAUUUCUCAAGGGCCACAAAGCCUCGUGUACAUAAAACUUCCAUUUUUUCCCCCAAAUCUGUGUACUACUUUAUUAAACCUAAACGCAGCCCAUUCAAAUUUAUCAGUCUCUCGUUCACUUCCUACAGAUGUUGAUGAGUGCAAAAGUGGAAACCAUGACUGUAACGUGAAUGGAACUUGUUUAAACACCGCUGGAUACUUUGAAUGUGUUUGCAACGAUGGAUACUAUGGAGACGGACGCAUUUGUACAGGU